This is a messenger RNA of Lindgomyces ingoldianus, 1036 nucleotides long. RefSeq names its product PRP38-domain-containing protein. Gene Ontology annotation, cellular component: precatalytic spliceosome. The record is from RefSeq and is a predicted model, not a curated record. The transcript has 2 exons. Lineage: Eukaryota; Fungi; Ascomycota; Dothideomycetes; Pleosporales; Lindgomycetaceae. Bases 35 to 820 code for a protein of 261 amino acids.
CAACCCAACACCGCCCUCAACACAACUUAAGCAAAUGGCCCACCAUAAAGCCGACGCAUCAAAACUCCUCGACGACCGCGGCUACGGUGGACGACUCAUCCGCGGUCAAAACCCCGCCCUGCUUUUCGAAACUGGCGUCCGCAACCGCAUAACGCAGUCCUACUACUGGAAAGAGCAAUGCUUCGGCCUCAAUGAAGCCACACUAUGUGACCGCGCUGCGCAGAUAAAAUUCAUCGGUGGCACGACGGGCGUGAAUGGAAAGCCUACGCCUUUUUUGUGUCUGGCGUUUAAGUUAAUACAGCUGGUGCCAGAUAAGAGUGUCAUAUUCGAGUAUUUGAAUUUCGAGGAUGAUGGGGAGGAAAGUGAUAACGAAGGGGAUAAAGCUGAACGGAAUGGAGAAGGAGAAGGGGAUGAGGAUGGAGACAAUGGUAUUAUGAAUGGAGGACGGGUGCAAGAUCCUGAAGCCGCCGGUAAGCGGGGCGCGUUUAAAUAUCUUCGAGCGCUCGCGGCGUUCUAUAUUCGGCUUGCAUGGGAGCCGGUCGAGAUUUAUAAUACUCUGGAGCCUCUGCUUUCGGAUUACCGCAAGUUGAAACGCAAGACGAAGGAGGGAUAUGCUAUGACGUACAUGGAUCAGUUUGUAGACGAUUUGUUGACGAAAGAGAGGGUCUGUGCGACGAGUCUUUGGAGAAUGCCGCCAAGGAGCCAGUUGGAGGAUUUGGAUUUACUGGAUGUGAGGGAGAGUCCGUUGCAGGGCGAGGUGGAUGCUAUGGAUGAGGAUAAUGGAGAGGAGGUGGAGGUUGUGGAGAGCGAAUCGGAUUGAUGUCGAAGAAAGGGAUUGGGACAAAAUCAUGAUAUGAAGGGAUGAUGACUAUCUAUUAUACCCGAUACGCCCCCUUCAUCAAUUUGUGGGAGUCGGCGCCUGGGAGCCGAUGAGGAUGGUAUGUAUAGGGCUUGUGUUGUACGUAGCAAGGAUGAGCGACACAGGGAAAACUGGUGAAGAUCUAAAGAUCACAGGUGAGAGGCACAUACGGUAUUC